AUGCCUUGCUUGAAGCUUGUUUUUGAUAAUGACAACAUUCCUACUACUACUACUACUACUACUACUACUACUACUACUACUACUACUACUACUACUACUACUACUACUACUACUACUACUACUACUACUACUACUACUACUACUACUACUACUACUACUACUACUACUACUACUACUACUACUACUACUACUACUACUACUACUACUACUACUACUACUACUACUACUACUACUACUACUACUACUACUACUACUACUACUACUACUACUACUACUACUACUACUACUACUACUACUACUACUACUACUACUACUACUACUACUACUACUACUACUACUACUACUACUACUACUACUACUACUACUACUACUACUACUACUACUACUACUACUACUAAUGCUUUCAUUUGUUUAAAUGUUUGUAGUUAUUUAUGUGUUGAAAAUAAAUUGCCUCUCAAGCUUAAUACUUACUACUUAUUAUGUUUAUGCUUCAAGUGA
Trichobilharzia regenti is the source of this 498-nucleotide messenger RNA. Lineage: Eukaryota; Metazoa; Platyhelminthes; Trematoda; Strigeidida; Schistosomatidae. The record is from the annotation of a GenBank genome assembly.